This is a messenger RNA of Prorocentrum cordatum, 1947 nucleotides long. The record is from the annotation of a GenBank genome assembly. NCBI's taxonomy places the organism in Eukaryota, Dinophyceae, Prorocentrales, Prorocentraceae.
AUGCAGCCGCACGCUGCCAAGGUUCCUGGCCAGGCACGCGACCACGCCAGCCGGAAGAGCUCGGCCACCUUCGCUGUCGGCGACCGCGUGCACGUCUGGAGCAACUCCACCCGCCGUUGGAUAGAAGACGGCGUCGUCCGGGAGGCCCUGCCGGCCGACCUGAGCACCGACGGCAGCCACCUGCUCCCCGCCGGAUCCCUGCGCGUCGUGUUCGGCGGCGGCGUGCGGAUGAAGUGGGUGACGCCGCAGGAGCUCGGCGCCACGCUGCGGCGGGCCCCAGGGCCAUCGCGGCCAGACCUGCGCGCCGUGCCCACGCCGCAGCGGGCGGCCGCGGAGAGGCCGGAGCGGAACCAGGCCGGGGCGGAGAUGCUCGCCGAGCUGGUCGCCGUAGAGACGCGGUGCCAGCAGGAGGGGCGGCAGUUCGUGGACGCGGAUUUCGCGCCCGUCGUGCUGGGCGGCAACGUCAAGGAGUGGGUCCGUCCACAGGAACUCUCCUUCCAUAGCGGGGAGGUCCUCGGCGGCCUGGCAGGCGAGCUGGCGCUGCUCACGAGCGCCGUGGGCCUGCCGAACCUGGUCAGCCCGGCGGUCGACUGGCAGCUGUUCCGGGGCGCGCCCACGGCCGACGACGUGCAGCAGGGGGAGGUGGGCGACUGCUGGUUCCUCUCGUCGCUUGCCGCGCUCGCCGAGUUCCAGGGAGGCGUCUUCGUGCGGUCCCUGCUGCCUGGCCAGGAGUCGAUUAGCGCCUCCGGAGUGUACAUGGUGCGCCUUUGCCUUGGAGGGCGCUGGCACUGGACCCUCGUGGACGACAGGCUCCCGUCCCUCGGAGGCAGCUUCAACCACAGGAUCCUGGCGCACUGCGAGACUCAGAGGCUGCAGCUCUGGGCAAGCUUGAUCGAGAAGGCGGCCGCGAAGGCCUGCGGCUCCUACGAAGGCCUGCACCUGGGGGAGGCCCGCGAGGCGCUGUCGAUGCUCACGGGCUGGCCGUGCAAGACCAUCGGCUUCAGCAGGAGAGACUUCAGUCCAGACAUCCUCUGGGCAACCCUCAGCUCGUCGAAGAAGGCCGGCUUCCUCGUGGCCUGCGGCACGUUUGCAGUGAGGACGUCUUCGCUGAUCCCUCACCACAUAUACUCCGUCCUCGACGUCUUCGACCUGGACGCCCCGGGCCAGGACGGGCGGCGUGCCAGGCUCGUCAAGAUCAGGAACCCCCAGCUUCGCGACACGAGUUCGGCGGCGAAGAAGUGGAACGGAGCAUGGCUCGCUCCUCGUCCCUCUGUGGACUCCAGAGCUGCGGAGCAAGGUUGGGUGCCCGGAGGGCGGCACGCCGGGCGUCUUCUUCAUGGCGUUCGGCGAUUUCAUCCGGCAGUUCGCGCACUGCACCACGUCUGCCGCAUCCAGAGCGCGGACUGGCACGAGGCCCGCGAGACGCUGGAGCUCCCCGGCAGGCAGCCGCCGGAGCUCGCGAUUUCUAUCGAGGUUGCCGACGCCGCGGAGUGCUCCCUGAGCCUGUCGCAGCCGGAGGAGCGCUUGAGAGGCAGCCGCCUGCACAAGCACUUGUCGAAGCACAUGGCCCGCAUCGGCUUUGCCGUCCUCAGGCUGCUCCCCGACGGAGAGGUCGAGGCCGUGGCGGCGUCCCACCUGCGCGGGGACCCGUUGGUCUCCACAGACUGCCGUCUGCAGCCAGGCAAGUACCUGCUGGUGGCCGCGGCACUGCACCGCGAGACCGUCCCGGUGCCAGUCGGGUUCGCCUGCUUCAGCAGCCGACCUGUGGCGCUCGGCCUGCAGAGUGCCGCGGGCGGCGCCUGGGGCGCGACGCGGCGGGCGCUGCGGCUGCAGCAGGGCGCCCUCAGGGCGCCGGUGCCAGUGCCCGCAUUCGGCCUCGCGGAGCCGCGCGGCCGACCGGCCCGCCCGCCACAGCACGGGGCCGCAUGCGGCUGCGCGCAGCAGUAG